GACAAGAUUUUCUGUCCAAGCAGCGGAGCCAGAGAUAGAACUUGCCAGUAUAAUCCCUACUUUUGAUCCCAACGCAGAUACUGCUGUUGCAAAAUCAACAGGUUCCGAACCCAUCACCACAACUGCUGAAAUCAAUGAACAUCCUGUGACACCUGUUACGCUGAGAAUACCCAAAUCAGCCAUAGCCAACAGUUCUUUCAAGGACGAUGACAUUUCUCCUAAAGAAGUGCGAUUCAAUUUUGCAGCCAAAAGAGAUUCAAUCCAAGUACCGGAUACUCAAAAUAGCAAGCCAAAGAGCAGUGAAAGAACGAACUUACUAGAUGUUGAAAAUGGGGACUCAGAUGCAGAUCAAGAUUUAUAUCUUUAUCAGAGCGAGUCGAAGAAAGCCCCGACAAUGAGCACGUUCCUGUCCAGGAUUGGUAGCUAUAACACGGUCCUGCAGAUGAAGAAUAAAACAGACGGUGCAGAUUUGUCAACGCUGAUGGGUGUAUAUCUACCUUGUUUACAGAAUAUUUUCGGAGUUAUUCUCUUUAUCAGAAUGCCAUGGAUUGUCGGGCAGGCGGGGGUUGUUCAGGCCUGCUUGAUCAUCGCAGUUUGCUGUCUAACCACGUUUCUGACUUCGGUGUCUAUGAGUGCGAUAGCAACUAACGGGGUGGUUCCUGCUGGUGGUAGUUAUUUCAUGAUAAGUAGGACUCUAGGACCGCAGUUUGGUGGUUCUGUGGGCAUUAUAUUCUUCCUGGGUGUUAGCUUUGCUGCUAGUAUGUACAUCGUGGGAGCGAUAGAGAUAUUGCUGAAUUACCUAGUCCCACAAAUAAUAAUAUUUGAUGACAUAUGGCACAACAUGAGGUUGUACGGUGAACUCAUGCUGAUACUGUUGACUUGUAUUGUAGCUGUGGGUGUUAAACUGGUGAACAAGCUAGCGACCCUGUUUUUAGCCUGUGUGAUUCUGUCCAUCCUAUGUAUCUACGUGGGUAUACUCGGGAGUCUGGGAUCUGUAGACGUGUGUGAGAAGUCGGUUGAGUAUAACAAUGAAACCUUCAGCUACCUGCUCAAAGUGGGUAAAGACAAAUUACUGCUAGCUGAGUGUGAGAAUGAGACUUAUGGUGGACAUAUCACGACUGGGCUGACAAAUCUGCUGGAUUUUGAGAACUUUAAAAGCAACAUUGGACCCUACUACCAGGGUGCCGGAGAUAUAGCACCCGGUGUCCAAGUGGGAGAUAAAGAUACUCAAGUGUACAAUGAUCUGGCUACUUCUUUCACCAUCCUUCUCGCUAUCUUCUUCCCAUCCGUCACUGGUAUAAUGGCGGGUAGCAACAGAUCCGGUGAUCUAAAGAACGCACAAGGGAGUAUACCCAAAGGGACGAUAGCGGCUAAUCUCACCACGACGGUCGUUUAUCUUGUAACUGCUAUUCUUUGCGGAGCUGCUGCCACCAGACAAGUGUUGUGUGACAAAUACGGAGAAAGUAUUGACGGUGGUUUAGUAAUGUCCCUGAUAGCAUUCCCUCACCCUUACGUUGUGGUGUUCGGUUGUCUCCUCUCCACUAUAGGGGCUGCUCUACAGUGCCUGAUCGGGGCUCCCAGACUCCUCUACGCUAUUGCCGCUGAUGACGUUAUCCCCGUUCUCAAGUUCUUUAGCGUCACCCUUGAGAAUGGUGAACCCUUCCGAGCUCUGAUCGCUACUUUCUGUAUCGCUAGUAUUGGCUGUGCUAUUGGAAAUGUUGAUCUGGUGGCUCCCAUCAUCACUAUGUUCUUCCUUGUGUGUUACUCGUGUGUAAACCUGGCCUGUACUCUCCAGAGCUUGUUACAAGCUCCUAACUGGAGACCUAGGUUCACACUCUAUCACUGGGCAACUUCUCUUCUGGGCCUUAUCAUGUGCCUCACUCUCAUGUUCAUCAGCAAUUGGAUAUACGCCAUUGUAGCCCUUUCCAUAGCCGUGGGCAUCUACAAGUACAUAGACUUCAAAGGAGCUGAGAAGGAAUGGGGAGAUGGUAUCAGAGGGUUGCAGCUUCAAGCUGCUAAAUACUCUCUGCUAUCUGCCGAUCGGGAGUCACUGCACAUCAAGAACUGGAGACCCCAGCUUCUAGCUCUCCUCUCCUACAAAGAAACACUGACUGAGGACAACCAGGGGCUUCUCUCUUUCAGUAGGAGUUUGAAACACGGUAACGGUCUGGUCAUUGUGGGCACCGUGGUGCCGUAUGAUCUGAUAAAGCUGCUUGAUGAUAAUGAUGUACUGGAGAAACAGAGGUCACUCCUGGAGCAGGGAUUGAAGGAGCACAAGUUGGCAGGUUUUAUUCAAGUCACGUGUGAAGAGAGCAUUCCUAAAGGAACCACCACAUUGUUACAAACAGCGGGACUGGGAGGACUUAAACCAAACACCAUUCUCAUGGGUUGGCCGGAAAACUGGAAGACCAAAAACAGCUUCGAAAACUUCUCCCGAGUUGUCAGAUGUGCAACAGUACUGCGACAGUCUGUGCUGGUAGCACGAGGUUCUUUCCCUCAGAGGAAACAGAAGUUAGCAGGAGGAACCAUAGACGUGUGGUGGGUGGUGCAUGAUGGUGGGAUGAUGUUGUUAAUCGCUCAUCUAAUUAAGCAGCAUAAGACCUGGAGGAAAUGCAGACUCAGGAUAUUCACUGUAGCUCAGUUGGAGGAUGACAGUGUGAAGAUGAGGAACGAUCUGAAGAACAUCUUAUACGAACUGAGAAUUGAUGCCACCGUACAAGUUAUUGAGAUGAGUAACAAAGACAUAUCAGCGUACACAUACGAACGUACUGUAAACAUGGCUGAAAGGAACAAGAUGAUGGAAUACAUGGGUCUCACAAAAAGACAAAAGAAGCGCACUCUCUCGUUCGUAGUUGAGUCCGCUCAUACCCCGGGUACUAGUGGUAUAGAGUUAGAUCCUGCUCUCAUGGAAGCAGAGGAAGUUCUCAACGAGAUGGAGACAGCAACACAGCAACAUGAAGCAGGUCCCGCGAUAGUGGAACCGGAGGAGGAACAAGACAAACUUACGGUAAGAAGGAGUCAGUUGAAGACGGACCAGCUGUUAGCGAUGGACACUAGUGUAAAACUGAACGGUUUAGUCAGAGAACAUUCCAGUGAGGCAGUGUUAGUGUUAAUGAACAUGCCUCCCCCUGUAACUCCUUUCGUCGACUCUAUGACAGAUCAGAACUAUGUAGAGUACCUGGACGUGUUAACAGAAGGGCUCAAUAGAGUUCUACUAGUUAGGGGAUCUGGUACAGAGGUAGUUACUGUGUAUUCAUGAGUGGAGCUAGGAUCCAGUCACCAACACCCUCUCUGGAUUCAGAGACAAUUUGAAGUCUCAUCAUUCGCUAGUUACUCAUUGUUUGUGUCGAGAUAGCCUCAAAUCAUGGGCGGAUCUCACUCAUGCUUUCUUAUUCAGAUCAAUAUCGAUUUCGAUUUUAUCAGUCAGUGACUAUAUUGAAAUCAGGAACUUGUUUAGUGGCAAAUAUCACUUUAUCAGUUUCGUCUAUAGAUAUCUGGAAGGGCGAACCAUAUUUGUUUUGAUUUGUGACAGUGAUUUUGGGUUUUGAUUGGCUAAUCGCUGUCGACGCAUCAGGAAAAAUAUGGUUCGCCACCCAGUCUAUUGGACACCGUGUAGAUAGUGAUUCAUUAUGGAUGUCCAUUAUUGUAUUGUUGAUUUUAUAUUAUUAGGCUAGGCUGAAAGUGAAAACCAAGACGAUUGCUGGUUUAUUGUAUACUUUGUAAUUGUAGCUUUUAUUUUGUAAGCACGAUCAAAGGUGAUUGUUAAUUUUAAAAUGUAUAAUUUUAAGAAUAAUAUUAUUAUCAUAAAUUAAUUAUUUUUAGGGCUAGGGUUUUUACUGGUACCUUUUUAGAAUUCCACCCGAAGAAUGUUGCAUCGUUAUUAGAAUAGUAUUCCUGUAUUUGUAAAUUGUACAUAACCGUCCCACUUUAUCAUACGAUAUCAUUAUGUAAAAUAUUCUUAUGUUAUGGUUGUGUUAAUUUUGGUGUUUUGGAAGAACUCUGAAUCUGCAUACAAGCUUAUAGGAUCAUGUUUAGGAUCAGUAUCUAUAUUUAUACGAGCUUGAAAUCAUUGUAAAAAGUUAUUGUUGAUACCAUGUAUUAAAAAUCACUGUCAUGAGAAA
Molecule: messenger RNA, 4121 nt
Organism: Bolinopsis microptera
Lineage: Eukaryota; Metazoa; Ctenophora; Tentaculata; Lobata; Bolinopsidae
Product: solute carrier family 12 member 5-like
Exons: 18
Coding region: 395-3259 (954 amino acids)
Biological process (GO): chloride transmembrane transport; cell volume homeostasis; potassium ion homeostasis
Cellular component (GO): plasma membrane
Molecular function (GO): potassium:chloride symporter activity
Source: RefSeq, a predicted model, not a curated record